This is a messenger RNA of Coniophora puteana RWD-64-598 SS2, 1625 nucleotides long. RefSeq lists its product as uncharacterized. The transcript has 3 exons. The coding region runs from base 87 to 1100 and encodes 337 amino acids. NCBI's taxonomy places the organism in Eukaryota, Fungi, Basidiomycota, Agaricomycetes, Boletales, Coniophoraceae. The record is from RefSeq and is a predicted model, not a curated record.
CGAUCACCGAGUCUCAGCCGAAUCACAGCCCGAACUACACGACGUCAUUCACCUGUUGCUGUAGUUGACUGAUAUACGAAGGCAGGAUGGGUAAACUCAACAUCGCGCAUCACAAGUCGUACCAUCCCUAUCGGCUUGACAAUGUCGAGCGUGUGCGCCGGGAUGAGGAAGAGGCUCGGCAAAAAGAAGAGGGGGAGGAGGGCCGGAUGAUGCUUGCUGACUCCGAAGCACGCCUUGACAGGCUGCGCGAGCGCGCCGGCCUCAAGUCCUCUGGCAAAGCCAAAGAGCGCGAGAAGGAGGAUCUCGACUUCCUCAGCCGCCCUUCAACUUCCGCAGCUGUGACGACCUCAUCGCUCACCGGCUCGUCGGGGCACAUCAACUUCUUCGAGGACCUAGAGUCCCAAUCUCUCCUCCUCGCCGCUACCUCAAAGCUCAAGGACAAAGGGAAGGAGAGGGAGAGGGAGGAGGAGAAGGGUGUCCCUCUCGCUCCGAGUGCGAAGGACCUGCGGCCAUGGUAUGCCCAGCGGUCUGGAGAGGCGGAGGCUGAGCUGGCCAAGGGAUCGGAGUCAGGAGGGGGAGGAUCAGGCAAGGGAGGAAGCGGAAAAGACGAGGAGCGGAGUAGGUGGGGCACAGCGGAGGACAGGAAGAUGCGCGACAUGGCGAGCAAGACGAUGCACGACCCACUCACGACUAUCACUCACCAACUCAGUGCGUCCUCACGGACUCGGGCGCCUCCACAACCACAUCCUCUUUCGCGUUCCCAACCAUCACGUUCACGGAAUGGACAUAUGCCGCCUCCGUCUUCGAACGCUAGCGCCGCUGCACAGUCGACGUCGUCAUCCACCCCGCCCUCCGCAUCCGAAGCCCGUAUCGCUCGUGAAUCCUCGGAGCGCGAACGCGCGCGGGCUCUGAUCGCACGCAAGAAGGCAGAGUUGGCAGGGAGCAUGACACCCUCUUCAGUAGGCGGAGAUCUAGACGGGGGAUACCGUGACGUGUUCAAUCGCCAGGAGGUCGAGGAGGCGCACCGGUACCGUGGGCGAGGUACGCGGGACCGGGGAUGGGACGAUGAGCGGGCCACGAGGAGGGAGCGGGUUGGGUAGAGAGGCCGGCAGUGGUGAUACUCGCAAAAUUGAGCCGUAAAAAUCAGCGCCCUUUUACUGGUCGAAUCCUCCGGUAUUACAUUACAGCUCAUGAGCAUGUCGCUCAUAUCACCCUCGCCGUCCCGUCGUCCACUCGUCAAGACGGUGCCCUUCUGCAUGACAUUUGCCGUCCACACAUUGUUUCUAAUCCCCCGCCCGGAUCACAUUGAUUAUCACACACCCGUUUGCCCCGCGCGCUUAUAGAUGGAUUGCAUCCACAUCCGCGGUGGCCUUCUCUCUCGCUCAAGGGGGAAAGCAACAAGGGCGCUCGAAGGUCUAUUCUGCUGCUUAGCGGACUGCAGUACGCCUCAUCGAUACUAUCGGAUGUUAUUGGAGUGCAGUUUCUAAACUAUACUAUCAUUCGUCGCCCAUAAUGAUUUCUGGGCGUGCUGCACUCGCAGUCCAAAGAGACGGCAUAUCAGUUAGGCUCGGGCCAAGAGCGUCUUCUUCGUGCUUUUGUCGGAUAUCCAGCAUCAUCCAUGGUCC